AUGUCCCUACCUGAAGACGGUGUCGCAGAUGGCUCUGUCGACCUUCCACCGCUCCCUCUUCCCGAAGGCAUCACUUCACGCCAGAUUCCUGACACUGCUUGUGGUCUCUCCUUCCACAUCCUGGAGGCUGGCUUUGACCCAAAUCGUACCAAACCACUCAUUCUCUUGCUUCAUGGCUACCCCGAGCUUGCGUAUUCGUGGCGAAAGGUCAUGCAUCCACUAUCGUCGGCUGGCUUCUACGUGGUUGCCGUGGACCAGCGCGGCUACGGUCGAACGACAGGUUGGGACCACUCGCCAUACUCUACCGUUGAUUUGUCCCAGUUCACCAUGACGCGGCUGGUCGGAGACAUGUUGGUGCUGAUCUCUGCUCUUGGGUACACCGAGGUCCGAUGUGUCGUUGGCCAUGACUUUGGGGCUGUCAGUGCAAGCCUCUGUGCGUUGAUGCGGCCUGACGUGUUCAGGAGUGUGGUAAUGAUGAGCCAUCCGUUCAAGCCUCCGCCAUCUCUUCCAUUCAAUACCGCGAACCUAUUGCCAUCGGAGCAAGCCCAAGGAGAUACCAUCGUCGGACGAGACGUUCAAGGCGACCUCGCAUCGCUCGAUCCGCCCCGAAUGCACUACAAGUGGUACAACAGUACGCCACAAGCGGCGCAGGACUGGGACAACCCACCUCAAGGAUUGAAGGCGUUUCUGCGGGGAUACUUCCACCUGAAGAGUGCGGAUUGGACGGCCAACAAGCCACACCCUCUCAGCGAGUGGAAUGCGUCAGAGCUGGCCAAGAUGCCCGAGUACUACGUCAUGCCGCUUUCGGCCAGUAUGCCUGACGUUGUGUCCUCUAAUAUGGCCAACGAGGACGCACGCGCAACCGAGAAGUGGUUGUCAGACGAAGACGUUGCGGUGUACGCGGGCGAAUGGGAGAGAACCGGUUUCCAAGGCGCACUCAAUUGGUAUCGGAGCCAAACCGACCCAAAACAGACACGGGAUCUUCAGCUUUUUGCGGGGAGGAAGAUUGACGUCCCGAGCAAAUUCGUGACGGGGAAGGCCGAUUGGGGGAAUUACCAGGUGCCUGGAGCACUGGAGAGUUUCCCAGAAAGCUGCAGCGACUUCAGGGGAGUCUCUUUUGUGGACCAUGCCGGCCAUUGGCCCCAGCAAGAGCAACCAACACUGGUGGUCGAGAAGAUCCUGAGGUUUGUGACGAGCUUGUAG
Diplodia corticola is the source of this 1203-nucleotide messenger RNA. RefSeq names its product epoxide hydrolase. NCBI's taxonomy places the organism in Eukaryota, Fungi, Ascomycota, Dothideomycetes, Botryosphaeriales, Botryosphaeriaceae. Gene Ontology annotation, molecular function: hydrolase activity. Bases 1 to 1203 code for a protein of 400 amino acids. The record is from RefSeq and is a predicted model, not a curated record. The transcript has a single exon.